ACUUUUUUUUAAAAGUCCACAUUAUCGUUAUCAGACAAAACGACUAUAAAUCUGAGCUUGCUUGAAGGUGAGCCACACAUUCACAUUCAACUCUAGCCAAGAUAAUGAAGCUCGUGGUCCUGCUGAGUCUCGUCUCACUGGCAUGCAGCCAGGGGGGUGACGAAGGAUUCCGUUCAUUAGACACCAACAAGGACGGCACCCUUUCCCUCAGCGAGCUGUAUGCCUACUACGACAACUUUGAUGCCAACCGAGAUGGAGCUCUGACUCUGCAGGAGCUUAUCCAAAAGGCGGGAGGGGCGGAUUCCCCCGGUCUGGAAGCUCAGUUUAACUUCUACGACAAGAUGGACGGCACCACGGACCAGCGCGUCACACGAACAGCUGCAGUGCUGGCUUUCCAGAAAGCACUAGACGCCAACGGUGACGGCUCAAUCACUGUUGCCGAAUAUGAAGCCGGCAUGGCAAAGGUACAAUCAGCUAUUCAAGGAGGAGUUGUCGGUUAACAAAAUCAUGUAUCUGGAGUUGUUUGUAACAUUAAAUGAUCUAAACUAUCAGUA
Messenger RNA from Pomacea canaliculata, 554 nucleotides. RefSeq lists its product as uncharacterized. Lineage: Eukaryota; Metazoa; Mollusca; Gastropoda; Architaenioglossa; Ampullariidae. The coding region runs from base 105 to 500 and encodes 131 amino acids. Gene Ontology annotation, molecular function: calcium ion binding. The record is from RefSeq and is a predicted model, not a curated record. The transcript is spliced from 5 exons.